CGCUGCAGCUGCGUUUUGGCGCGCUCUUAAGGUGGCAGACACUGACGCCGAUAGGAAGCGUUGCAGACAGGCAAUAUUUAUUCCUGCGCGCUCUCGUUCGACUCGUCAGUCUUGUGUGGGGCAUUCGAGCGCUGCCAUUUGAAGACUUCAAUAGCACCUACACGGAAGCAUUAUGGCAGGCUGCUGUGACGAUGAGUGUCCCGUGGGCUACGCCUCUCCUCUGGAGGCCGCCAAGAAGGGCCAUCGUGAGAAGAUUGUCUACGUGCCUUGCAUCGUGCCCUCCAAAGAGAAACCCGACUACCUUGCAGUCGUGUGUGUCGACCACCACUCGCCCGACUUUUGCAAGGUCAUCUACCGUCUGUCGAUGCCGCACAAGGGAGACGAGCUGCACCACAUGAACUGGAACACGUGCAGCAGCUGCUACGGCAAGCCCAACAAGCGGCGCAACCGGCUCAUCCUGCCGUGCCUGAACAGCGACCGCGUAUACGUCGUAGACCUCAGCCACAACAUCAGGAAGCCCACUCUGCUCAAGGUUGUGGAACCCGAAGAGAUGCACGCUCUUGGUCUAGCUACGCCUCACACUCCUCACUGCCUUGCCGAUGGCAACGUCAUGAUCAGCACUAUGGGAAAUCCUGACGGCAGCGCCAAAGGCUGCUUCUUCGUGCUUGACGGCAGUACGCUGACGCUUCGCAAUGUGUGCGCGCCGCCGUGCAAAUGUGCGGCCUUCGGCUACGACUACUGGUACCAGCCUCGGCACAACGUCAUGAUCAGCAGCCAGUGGGGAGCCCCGUCUGCCUUCAAGAAGGGCUUUGACAUGAAAGACGUGGAAGAUGGAAAGUAUGGCACUCAUAUUGAUGUCUGGGACUGGCCGGGAGUGGUUCUUCAGAAGAGCUUAGACCUGGGCCCCGAAGGCUUGAUGCCCCUGGAGGUGCGAUUCCUGCAUAAUCCGGAAGCCAGCGAGGGCUACGUCGGCUGCGCUCUGGGAAGCACUGUCUGGAGGUUCUUCAAGGACCAGGAAGGUUCCUGGAGUGUUGAAAAAGUCAUCACUAUCCCAACAAAGAAGGUGAAGGGCUGGAUUCUCGAAGACAUGCCAGCCGUCAUCACGGACAUCCUCAUAUCCCUGGACGACCGCUACCUGUACUUCGUCUGCUGGAUUCACGGGGACAUCCGCCAGUAUGACAUCACUGACACCCGCCACCCGAAACUUGUCGGUCAGGUUUUCACUGGUGGAUGCAUCUACAGAGGCGGUCCAGUGACUGUGCUUCACGACGAGGAACUCAAGGAACAGCCCGAGCGGUGCGUGAUCAAGGGCAAGGCUGUCCGAGGUGCCGCCCAGAUGCUGCAACUCAGCUUGGACGGCAAGAGACUGUACGCCACAACGUCGCUGUACAGCGCCUGGGACAAGCAGUUCUACCCGGAGCUAUACGAGAAAGGAGCCAUGAUGCUACGAGUGGACGUGGACAACAAAAAUGGAGGGCUCUGCAUCGACCGCGAGUUCCUGGUCGAUUUUGGCGAAGAGCCCGAAGGACCCGUGCUGGCCCACGAGAUGCGCUUCCCGGGCGGAGACUCCACUUCUGACAUCUGGCUCUGAGGCAACGGAUGACGCUUGGACGCUGGCAAACGGCCGGACCCUUCGAUCCAACCCUUUCGCCUGCGUGCCUUCGAUCCGUUUGUUUCGAUUGAAGCUACCGGCGGCUUUGCUUGGCGUGGACAGGAACACACAAAAGCAGAGUUGUCAAGUUGUUCCCAGAAACACCUCAUUUCUAUUCAUUCCAAUACAUCCACGACAUGUGUUCUACAUCAUAGGUAGAACAGUCGCGGAUAUAUGGCGCGUAACGCAGAUACCCGUUAGGCAAGUAAUUCUGCCGGCUCUUUAGAGCAGUGGCAAGCUCGCUUUCCCGCAAUGCGCAACUGUCCCAGAUAUGGCGACCAGUACGCUCUUAAUCACUGGGAACCUGGCGCAUUGUUAGUGUUCUUGUGCUAUGUUGUAUGAAAAGCGUAAUUGCAUAAACGUGCGAGCCGCAAGAUAUUCAGCAUCUAUGACAGUGUCCGGGCAGUCAAAAUUUUGUGCAUUGCGGCAAAGCUAACUUUGAAACUUUUCGAUUGUUGUUACGGCUGUUCGAAUGAACGCUGGAGUAUUAAAGUGUUCCCUAAUAUUUGAGGAUGCUGUACGUUGCGCUGCUUACUAUGGUUGCGUAACUCACGAACGUUCACGCAAGCUAUUAAGCACUCUCCUGUAAAGCCUUUUAUCUCUUAAAGCUGAAUUUACACAAUUUUGAUUUAAAACUGCCAAGUUAAAAAAAUACACUGUUCCCGUUUAGACCUGGUUUUCAUAUAAAAUGGGUUUUCAGGUGGUCCACAGGUCGUGAGGCACUAUACAUGCUUAUACAGUGUGUUCAAAUCCCGGUAUACUCCGGCAGUGUAACAUUUAAAUCUGAGUUUCUUAGGAGUUGUGCUUCUUACACGUAUUGUUGGGCGCGUCUGGCGAAUUAAACUGUUAUGUUACGGUUGA
Dermacentor silvarum is the source of this 2512-nucleotide messenger RNA. RefSeq names its product methanethiol oxidase. The transcript has 11 exons. The record is from RefSeq and is a predicted model, not a curated record. NCBI's taxonomy places the organism in Eukaryota, Metazoa, Arthropoda, Arachnida, Ixodida, Ixodidae. Bases 173 to 1591 code for a protein of 472 amino acids. Gene Ontology annotation, molecular function: selenium binding.